Magnolia sinica is the source of this 585-nucleotide messenger RNA. RefSeq lists its product as uncharacterized. The transcript has a single exon. Lineage: Eukaryota; Viridiplantae; Streptophyta; Magnoliopsida; Magnoliales; Magnoliaceae. The record is from RefSeq and is a predicted model, not a curated record. The coding region runs from base 1 to 585 and encodes 194 amino acids.
AUGUGUAGGGGAUUCUCGAUCACCCUUACUAGAUCCGCUCAAAGUUGGUACAGGCAACUCAAACCCAAUUCAGUUGGUUCCUUUGCAGAGCUCAACAAAUUGUUCCUUACCCAGUUCAUAAGUGGUAAGAAGAGUCGGAAGCCGACUAGUCAUUUGUUCACCAUUAAGCAGGGUCCUAAAGAGUCAUUGAAGGACUUCAUCGCCCGCUUCAACGAGGAAGCAUUGCAGGUGAAGGACUAUGAUGACAAAAUGGCGCCCUUUGCCAUGUUCAGCGGUCUGAAAGAGGGGAAGUUUACCUUCUUUAUUGGAAAGAAUCCACCUAAGACGUUGGCCGAGCUCGUCACCAGAGCUCAAAAAUACACUAACGCCGAGGAAUUCUCCAACUCCCGCAAAAAUGUUCAAGUGGCAGAGCCGCCAACCAAAGGGAAGAGGCUGAGAAACGAAGAACCCCAGCCAUCCAGCAAGAAAUUGGAUGACCAUGUCCCUUGUGAUCGUCCGCCGAGCAGGAAGCCUGAGGGUAAGUUCCGUUCCUACACUCCCCUCAACACAUCUACAGAGAAGAUACUGUUGGACAUCAGGGGUUAA